Molecule: messenger RNA, 2528 nt
Organism: Larimichthys crocea (large yellow croaker)
Lineage: Eukaryota; Metazoa; Chordata; Actinopteri; Sciaenidae
Gene: arl8
Product: ADP-ribosylation factor-like 8
Exons: 6
Coding region: 449-988 (179 amino acids)
Molecular function (GO): GTP binding; GTPase activity
Source: RefSeq, a predicted model, not a curated record
CGUCAACGUCAUCACGUCACCGGAAGAUCACUGAAUAGCUGGGGUCGCAGUUUUCUCCGCAGCACCUCCAGCAGCAGCAGCAGCAGCAGAGAGUCAACACGGCGCUGCGCCUCUCCGCUCCGGUUCAGACGCUCUGUGGAGGCUUUAACCACACUCCUCGGACUCUCGACAAGAAGCCAGCACACCUGUGGUACCUCACACGGUUUCAUCCUCGCGUUGAGCUGAGUUUUUAAAUGUUUAACUCAAUGUAACGGGGCCGCAUGGAGUCAGCGCUGAAGAGGACAACAGAUCAUCCGGCUAAUGUUAGCCGCUAGCCGCAGCCCCAGCCACGGAUUGAACGGUGCGGACUGAAGCUCGGUGCUGCUGCUGCUGCCGGACGGACAGAGGGACACAGGGACACAGGGACACAGGGACAGAGGGACAGAGGAACGGACAAUAACCGAAAACAAUGGGCCUCAUAUUCGCCAAACUGUGGAGCUUCUUCUGUAACCAAGAGCACAAGGUGAUCAUCGUUGGACUAGACAACGCAGGGAAAACCACUAUCCUCUACCAGUUUCUGAUGAACGAGGUGGUCCACACGUCGCCCACCAUCGGAAGCAACGUGGAAGAAAUCGUAGUGAAGAACACUCACUUUCUGAUGUGGGAUAUCGGAGGGCAGGAGUCUCUCCGGUCCUCCUGGAACACUUACUACUCCAACACAGAGUUCAUCAUCCUGGUGGUGGACAGUACAGACCGGGAGAGGCUGGCCAUCUCUAAAGAGGAGCUCUACAGGAUGCUGGCUCAUGAGGACCUGCGGAAAGCAGCUGUGUUGAUAUUUGCCAAUAAGCAGGAUAUGAAGGACUGUAUGUCUGCAGCGGAGAUUUCCAAAUACCUCACCCUGAGCUCCAUCAAAGACCACCCCUGGCACAUACAGUCCUGCUGCGCACUUACAGGAGAAGGUUUAUGCCAAGGACUUGAGUGGAUGACCUCGAGAGCUGGACUCAGAUAGCGCCCUCUCCCCCCCCGCCCGUCGACGGCCUGACUACCUGCACCACCCACAGGGUGGCACAACAGCAGCUUGUCCUUACUGGCUUAUUGUUACUUUUUAUUUUUUUAAAUGAUGAAUUUUAAUGGACUUUCGGCCUCUAGGGGAGCAUCGACCCCCACCCCACCCCUCCUCCUCCACAGCUUAACUGUUACGGGUGGAGCAGGUGGAAACUUUGAACCCGGCUGUGGAUGGAGACGACGCUUUUUACGGUAAAGGAGGAGAUGGAAGUUUUAAAGAGUGUGUCCAAGUGCGAAGCAGGGCUCAUUUACACUACAUACAUAUCAUGUUACACCACGCCACAUCAUGUCAGCGAGCAUGCCAUGGACACCACGUCGGUGCAGCUCUAUUCUUAUAUAUCUUUUUGCCUCUUUAUAAGUUUGUUCAGGUGGGAUAAUGAGGGGUUACACACAGUAUUGAUUUCACUCUUAGCACAGACAUUUUUAAAAAAAUCUGUUACACAUGAUUUCAGUUUUCAUAAGCUACAUUGUUUGUGGUUAUUCUCACACUACGUGGUCAAAUAUGAACCUCCCUUCUUGUUCUCAUUAACCCGGAGCCUGUACUUGCGUGUCAUUGAGCCAAACGGUGUGUGUGUGGAUUCCUGGAGUGCUGGCGUGCAAGCUUUCUCUUUAAAAACUGACCAUCUAGGAACAAAACGGACGUUAAUUUAAAUUUAGCGAAGAGUUGAAUGGCUGAAAUUUUAAGAAAUGCAGGUACAAAGCUCAGUUUUAUUAACAGUAUUUUAAAUUUAAACACUAUGUAUUUGUCAGUGAUGCAUUAUUUUUUAUUUAAUUUUUGCUUUUGUAGACUUUUUGUUUGCUCAUGUUGGCUCCCAGACCAGUUUUUUGUAUUAACAGACGAUCAUUGGUGCUCUCUGCAAAAGUGUGCGUGACUCAUCUCACCGCGUCCUCCAUAUCAACACCUCGUUAGUUUACCGUGUGGCCGUUUUUGGCUCAUAUUCCUCUUUUAAACAUUUUGUACUUUUUAAAGAAAAACAAAAAGGGAACCGCCGUCAAACAGGUGCCACGCGUUCAUGGGGAAAGUUGCGUCAAGACGAGUCGUGCGAUUACAAUACUUGAUCCUCAGCCUUAACCGUGCCGAGACGAGUGUCUGGAUGAGCGUGUGUGUGUCCGCUCAUGAUUUUUCACCCCCCUCGUUUGAUCCCUUAAUAACAGAUCUAUGCACGCGUCACUUUGAAACCAUGUAAACCUUUCUGAGAGUUCCCCAACGGCCAAAAAGUUGGAGGUGCAUGAGUUUCAUUGAACUGGUGUCCAUCUUGGUCAGGGAGGUGCCUCUGGGUCUCUAGAAUAGAUUUGUUUUGUUUUUUUGACAGGAGAAAAGGGUGAACUGUGCAGCCCCCAGACUCUUUAAAGGUUUACAGCUUUUACCUUGAUCUCACAAAGGAAGGGAACUGAUCAUGUACUCUCAGUGUGGUGGUGUCGAAGUCUGGGUCAUGUACUGUACUUCAGUUUUGUUUUCAAUAAAAGCUUGUUUUGAACUUUGA